Messenger RNA from Athene cunicularia (burrowing owl), 967 nucleotides. RefSeq names its product prostate androgen-regulated mucin-like protein 1 (gene PARM1). The record is from RefSeq and is a predicted model, not a curated record. NCBI's taxonomy places the organism in Eukaryota, Metazoa, Chordata, Aves, Strigiformes, Strigidae. The annotation marks the transcript as partial. Gene Ontology annotation, cellular component: late endosome; plasma membrane; Golgi apparatus. The transcript has 4 exons.
GGGCGGCCGCUGCCGGCACCGCCGCUCUCCUCCUCCUCCUCCUCCUCCUCUUGCUCCUGCUCCUCCUCCUCCCCAGGACUGGGUGAUGACUCCAGAGCUGUGCUCCUCACCCCCACCAGCCCUUCCUUCCCGUCAGAGGGGAUCCCAGCAGCACCGGGCUCCAGGGAUGCUGCUGUUCUUACACCAGAUCCUGGCCAGUCCUCACUGCCUGUGUCCACAGGACCUGCUGGAGACGAGGCAUCCUCCAGGCCGGCUGAGGGGGAUGGCCACAAUGCCACCCCUGUGGCAGCACUGUCCCCUGCUCUUGCCUCUGUUGCUGUGAGCUCCAUCACCGCAGCCACCACCACCAUAGCAGACAGGCCAGUCAUAGCCUCCAAGCCCAGCUCAGUGUCACCAGCCUUGGAGACAACCCCAGGUCUUCGGACAGCAAACACCGCCAGCUUGGCAAGAGGCACGAUGGAUCUGGGGGCAGCUCCCAGCCCCACGGGUAUACCUACAUCAUCAUCCUCCUCAUCCCUCCCCACCAGUGACCUGUACUCUUCUCCUGGGAUAGUCUUGUCCCCAACACCUGUCCUCCUGAGCCCUGGCACCACCCAGCCACCAGCGCUGACCAAGGACAUCCCUUCCCUAGGGACACUGGCCAUGGCAUCGAGCCUGGCCAUAGAGCCAACAUCCCCCCCAGUGACUGUGACAAGCCCCACUGCAGCUGAGGCCAUGGCCACUGGCAAAACCACCCUCUCCACCGGAGUCACCAUGGAAGAGGUUCCACGCGCCUUGAGCGCAGGGAGCAUUGUGGCCAUAACCGUGACCGUCAUCGUGGUGGUGGUGCUGGUUUUCGGGGCAGCGGCGUACCUCAAGAUCAGGCACUCCUCCUAUGGCAGGCUUUUGGAUGACCACGAGUAUGGCUCCUGGGGCAACUACAACAACCCUCUCUAUGAUGACUCCUAGCAUGGACGAGGAGAAAAAA